GCUCGACAAAAAAGGCACAAUGUACACAGAGAUGAAGGCAUGGCCAGGCAAAAACAUCAUGGGUCAAAUUCUUACCGACAUUGGCCGAUCACGACGUCCGAACGCAACGCAGAGGAAACACUUGCAAUAGAGGAAGAUGUCGACGUCCGUUCUCAUUUUUAUUUUCGUACCAUCUGUUGUGUUUGCCUUACCCUCUUGGACUGCCCCACCACAAAUUCAACAAGAGAACCCAUUUACAGACCAAUUGGUUUUUGGGCGUCAACAACCGUCUCGUUCGCUAGAUAGUAUUGCAUCGCCCAGGAAUGCACUUCUAAUGAUAUCUACUGAAGAACGCCAAGAUCUGUGUCAAAUUUGUCAAAGUUUUACGUCGGAAAAACCCUUAGAAUGUAAAACUUACUGUGCAAAGAUUCUAAAAUGCAAAACGUCAGCUACUAAAUCAGGUUCCUACUCCGACUCUAGGGAACAAUCUACAGCAACUAGAGAAGCUGACUCUAGGGAACAAUCUACAGCAAUUGGAGAUGCAGUUGGAGAUCCUCUAUGUGCCUUUUGCGAGGAAUACAAAGAAAAAAAAGAUGUAGAAGAAUGCAAGACAAAAUUCUGCUCUGAAUAAAAGAAUGUAACUAAUCUGCACAAAUUGUAUAAAACACAACAUCAAUCUAUCCAUAAAUGGAUAUUCAGAAAUCUAAACUUUCAAAAAAAAAAACA
Magallana angulata is the source of this 705-nucleotide messenger RNA. RefSeq lists its product as uncharacterized. Lineage: Eukaryota; Metazoa; Mollusca; Bivalvia; Ostreida; Ostreidae. The transcript has 4 exons. Bases 137 to 610 code for a protein of 157 amino acids. The record is from RefSeq and is a predicted model, not a curated record.